Paramecium pentaurelia is the source of this 522-nucleotide messenger RNA. Lineage: Eukaryota; Ciliophora; Oligohymenophorea; Peniculida; Parameciidae. The record is from the annotation of a GenBank genome assembly.
AUGUAAUAAAAAAGGUAUGAUUCUGUACAUAAGAAUAAAUUGGAACUCAAUUAAUAAUAGCCACUUCAAUUAAAGUACUCCUCAUAGCCUAAAUAAAUACCUAGCGAAUUUCAAAUUGCAUAGAUUGGGAAAGAUAUUGCAGCCACAAUCAUCCCUGCAUUUAUAGAUAUGAUCAACUAAGAAACUGAUGUGUAUUAUCUAUUUGACUCAUUUCACUCGAUUUUAAAUUCAGUUAAAAAAGUGGAAGAGGAUAUGAAUAUCACUUAAAAGAAUAAACAACAUAUUCAAGAUUGGUGGAAAGUUACAGGAUCUAGCCAAAGUUAGACAGGUGUAAGAAAUAUUCAACCACUUUCAGAAUCUCAUAUCAAGCACUAAUCUCAUNUUUCUAAUAAAGAUCCAACAACCAUUUACAAUAUUCUUUGUUCUGAUUCAUCAAGAUCCUUAUUUUUCUCUAUGAAACUUAGCAAAAUUUUAAAUAUGUCUAUGUAAGGAUAUCCAAAUUCUUCAAUUUAAGUUAAAUGA